Mycena citricolor is the source of this 3495-nucleotide messenger RNA. The record is from the annotation of a GenBank genome assembly. NCBI's taxonomy places the organism in Eukaryota, Fungi, Basidiomycota, Agaricomycetes, Agaricales, Mycenaceae.
CGCAAUGCGAGCCGACAUUCACAGCCAAGGGACUCUUCGUCGUGGGCAAUCCGUCAACAGGGCGUUCUCUGGAGCUAAGGCUAUUCGGCUUUCCCGGCGAAUGAUCUCUGCACCAGAGAUCUGAAGGCCGCUUCUCACAUCUUGCCCCGUGCUGUUCACUCCAAGAUCAAUCCUGGUGGACGGGAUCUAAGUAGGGAAGACUUGUUGCCGUUCAGUAAACCGUAUGUCGACCGUCAAGACGAGAGUCUUCCUCUCGUUUCAAUCUUUCUAUCAUCAGGAACGUGCGGCACUGAACGGAAGACAUAAAAGAGAUAGGAUCUGCAAGGCCCAGCUUUGCACUAUCUCGAUUCUAGCUAUCAACACCAACAAGGAGCUCUGAGAGAGAAAGCACUUGAAUUGAAGUCUGCUGGGCUCUGUGCUUCCACAUAAAUUGUUGAUGAUCUUCCAGGCCUGAUUGCUGGGACAGUCGGCCGGAAGCCGUGCACACCACUCCGGGAUUCUGGGCCUACCAGCUCGUAAAUAGAUUUCUUGCUUUGCGCAGACCUAUAGAAUCUGGGGAUUGCACAUCCGGCUAAAUUCCUCUCGAAUCAUGUGGCACUCUCAAAACGCCUGGAUGGCGAACGUCAUGUGCCAGCUGAAAAGGAAGGGAGAAGCAGUGACUUUAGCAAGAACACACAUGGUGCGUUGGACAUACACCGUCGAACCCAUGUUUUAUCGCAGCCAAAUUUACGCGCAGAUCAUGAGCAAUCAGUUGGGAUCACGGAAAUCGGCGGUCGGAAUUCGAAGACUUCAGAAUUUUAAAGGGACAGGAAGACGUUGGUUGUAAUCUCAGACUACUUCAACCGGAAGGCAAAAAACGUUCCAGAUGGUGCGUUGCAGUUGAAUGAUUGGGGAGACAGAGAACACGUCACCUGAUCAGGGCACGUCAUCCACCUGCACCAAGCACAGGCACACACCAUCUGUUCGUCGGCUCACAAUCUAUCCGAAUACCUCGCUCAUUCCGAAUAAGCAACGGAUCAUCCCACUCAUACCUGUUGAUUGAGAUGUGCGACGGAUGUUGUUGUGGAUCUUUCACUAUACCCUGACACCUGGACUCGCGCCUGGUCUGGCUCCGAGCCGUUCCCGCGGCACACCAUCGGUCUACAGAAGCAGCCGACCGUCACAAUUGCCGAGGAGCCUGGUCAUAUCUGUACUUAUAUCUGAGCCCCAGUGGCCUCAUCGCAUCGCCCUGCAGAGCUGCCCUACCCCGCAAUGUUAGACACGGGGCAGCCUUCGAGCUCCAGCGCGGCGCCCGCACCACCAGCACGGGAGGAUCUGUACUCCGGCGAGGACGACCCCCUUCCCCAUUCCAUUCCGCUUGCAGGCAUCCGCCUCCUCGACGCGUUCCUCCCCCGCAGCGCCCUCUACGACUCGCCCGCGCGCGAGCCCGUCCCACGCUGCCACGGGCAGACCCGCAAGCCCGUCUUCUCGAGCAUCCUCGCAUGGACAGAGAACGUGCGCCUGCGUGUCGGCCCGCGCAUCAUGUGGCUCUGCGGCUCGCCCGGCUGUGGCAAAUCGGCCGUCGCGCAGACCGUGGCGGAGUACUGCGCGGCGCACCGCGGGCCGGGGUCGCUCGGCGCGACGUUCUUCUUCGACCACGCGGACGCGGAGGUGUGCGACGUGCAGGCCGUGGUGCCUGCCAUCGCGCGGCAGCUGGCGGAGCGGAUCCCCGCACUCAGGCCGCACAUCUCCCAAGCGGUGCAGCAAGAUACGGCGAUCCGCACGCGCGAUGUCGAGGUCCAGGCGCAUGAACUUAUACUGGAGCCGUUUGCGGCCUUGGCAGGAGUCGGUGUCGAUGUUGCGGCGAUGGAUCCGGUGUUGGUCGUGAUUGAUGCGUUGGAUGCUUGUGUCGGAGGGGAGAAUCAGCGCGUUCUUCUGUCUCUGAUUGCGCGCUUGAUCGCAGUGCACCACCUCCCGCUAUACUUCUUUGUCACCUCCCGACCGUCGCCCGACAUUCUCCUGGCGAUCAACAGCCCGACAUACCGGCCCAUUCGUCUCCAUCUUCACCUCGACGAGCUCACGUUCGACGCGGACAUCUUCUCCUUUCUCAAAGCCGAAUUCGCGCACAUCGAGGCCACACAUCCGGCGUUCCAGGCCACUGCUGAGUCCGAGCACUGGCCCACAGAGGACAUCAUCCAUUUCCUCGUCAACACGACUGCCCGCCAUUUCCUGUACGCUGCGACGGUCAUGCAAUAUGUCGGCCAUCCAGAUGGCCUGCCUUCGCAGAGGCUGAGCGAGGUGCUUUCUGCUGCCGCGAAUCCUGCGAUCGGCAGGAGUCCUUUCGAGCAGCUGGUCACGUAUAUCCUCUCGACUGUCUCGCCACGUGAUCCCCGGACCGGACCGGCUUCCCUGCUCCGUGCGCUUGGCUCGCUCACGGUCCUGUACAAGCCAUUGGCGUUCAAUGAGCUGCGAAACCUUCUCGACCCCAUCGAACAAGAAGCGGUCAAAGCGCUGAAAACUGCGUCUCCGGUCGUCCACGUACCGGAGGACAGCCCGGCGUUGGAUCUCGCGAGCACCCCAUGGAACCCGGGCCACAAGCGCCGACGCACGAUCCGGAUCCCCCAGCGAAACACGAUCGAGUUUCUGUUCGACGCAAGACGCGCGCCCGGCCAUCUGUGGGUCAAUCACGGCAUCCACCACGGGGAGAUGGCGAGGCGGUGCAUCCGGUUUCUGGGGCACGGGAUGGACGAUGCCGAGGAUGGGGUCGACCUGAUUACGUACCAGUAUGUGCGAAAGCGGUGGACGAAGCAUCUGGCGCAUGCACUGCCGUCGGCAGGCCUGCUCGAUGCGCUGAGGCAGUCCAGAUUCGUCUACUCGCGGGUGGCAGCCGAAGCCACCGCUGUGAUAUCGUGGCUCCAGAUGCUUUCGGACCCCCCGCACGACAUCCUCAAUCUAUGGCAGGAUUGGCUGGCGAAAAUCCAGGUCGAGCCAGUUAUUGGUCGUUUGGUUUGAUUUUUAGGGAUACCGGACUAUUGUUUGCGUCGCCAUGUUUAUAUUACGAUCAUCCCCCGGUCUCUGCCUGAAUUCAGAGUAGAUAUGGACCUGCCUUCUCUGGUUCAAGAUAAGACAUGUUACUGCCCAAGGCCAAGGCCAGCAUCCAGCGAUCAUUGAUCUGUCAAUCAUCUACUUACAGUGACAAAAACUGACAUUUCUCGAUCUUUGGGAGAGUCCCAUGAAACGCAUAGAGGACCUGCUAAGGGCAUACACUCUCCAAAGGAAGAUAGACUGCAGCUAGGAAGCUCGUGCUCUAUAUAGAUCCAAAUCCCGCCUACAUCCAAGUUCAGGAAGAGUUUUACAAUGCUUGCCAAUUCGAUCGGUACAUGAGAAGGAGAAUCUUAUGAAUCUUGUGCGUUCACCAACUGAAAGGAACUAUUCAUAGCAAGCAGUGCGACUCGAACCGCCGCGAUGUGCAGCGAACUGAGCGCAGACGAUUCGCUAGGUUAAGUUCGAUACGGA